AUGCCAGACUUCCUGAAUGGUGAUGAUUCGCGUUCUACAACCGGCGUUCACCAUACGCACCGCGACUACUACUCGGAGAGCUCGCCCAUCCCUUCCAUUCAGAGGUUCUUCAAGAAGGGACUAUCAGAGGUCGUAGCAAAGCGCAAUCUCGCCGACUCAGACUCGGAUUCUGGCGAAGAAGAUGCCGACCGCGUGUUGGGCAGCGGUGGCGAACCUUCCGAACUCUUCGACCCGCAGCAAGGCCCCGACAAGGACAAAGCUCAGCAGAGAGAUGCAAGGUCGAGCGCAGACCGCCUUUCGAAGCUCUUACCCGGAUCGAAAUCUCGUCACGAAAGCAAAGAUGGAAACGUCCAUCCUGCAGGCACGGACGAGGAGGAUCGUCCGAGCGGCGAUUCAGCUCACCAGAGCCCAGCAGAAGCAGACAGAGCAUACAAGCGCAGUCGAAAGCCCCGCAAGGUCAAAGACCCGGUCACGGGCCGAGAGCAUUGGAUUCACGAUGUAGGCAAGCGCGAAUACCGUCACACUCUGGCGCGUGCCGAAGCCGGCGACAAGCGAGGUAUAGACGAGGUCCUUCGUGACAACCUCGCGAAUAAUCUCACUUCGAAAGCGUUCCCUGAAGCAGAGCCUCUGCCUCCCACGCCAGCUCAGAUCGAUCGACGGCUGCUCCCACUCUUUGCCGCCUGGUCCGUCCUCACUGUGCUGACGGUCAUACCCGCCUGGAUCAGUGUCAUACUCAAUGCCUGGCUGGUGUGGUGGGGCUGGCAAAAAUUUCUCUCCCGGUCUGAAGACCAUCGAUGGGAGAGGGAGCGAGUCAGAGGUGAAAAGGCGAGAGCGUUCGACGAGCUCGCUGAAGACGACGAGAAAUCGCAAGACGCCCAGCAAGGUCUUGCAGAGGGAGCUGAAUGGCUCAACGCCAUCCUCGAGGCGCUUUGGUCUGUCAUGAAUCCGGAGCUUUUCUCAUCCCUCGGAGGUACACUCGAGGAUGUCAUGCAAGCUUCCAUUCCGGCUUUCAUCCACUCGGUCAAGGUAGAGGACCUCGCUCAAGGCUCCACUCCGAUCCGCAUCACCGGCCUUCGAAUCCUUCCCGAUGACAAUGUCGACAACCUCGUGAAAGGAAUGCGCGAGGAGAGGAUGCGACGAGCAACGGCCGAGAACCCAGAUCAGCAAGAACACAGACAGUCGACGAAGUCGAACGAAGAGAUCAAUCACGAGCAGCAAACACACGAGGAAGAAGAGAAAGCCGAACACUAUGUCAACCUCGAGAUCGGCUUCGUGUACCGAGCGCGACCCACAUCGAACGGCGUCGGUGGCAAGAGUCGCAACGCUCAUCUGCUCAUCAAGUUCUGGAUUGGUGCACGCAAGCUGCUCAUGAUCCCUCUUCCUGUCUGGGUCGAGAUCAAAGGAUUCGUCGGCAAAGUGCGCGCACGAGUGCAGCUCACAUCGGAUCCGCCCUUUGUCAAAGACGUCACCAUCACCUUCUGCGGUCUGCCCCGAGUCGGCAUCGAGGUGGUGCCCUUGCGCAUCAACACGUCCAACAUCCCCUUCAUCUCGAGCUUCAUCGAGAGCUCGAUCGAUGCCGCCAUUGGCGAGUUUGUCAUGCCCUCUUCUCUUUCGAUGGAUGUAGGCGAGAUGCUCAUGGGCGACAACAUCAAGCGCGAGGUCUUGGCGCUUGGUGUUGUGGUGGUACUCGUCCACUCUGCCACCGAUCUCGAAAAGCAGGACGUGCGCGGAUCGUCGGACCCGUACUGCACGCUGAGUCUUGCCAAGGUAGGCAAGAUCCUGUACAGCACGCGGGUGGUGGUGAACGAGCUGUCGCCGCGAUGGGAGGAGAGGCAUGUGAUUUUGGUGACACGGGAGCAUCUCGAUUCGGAUGACAAGGUGUCGAUCGCGCUCUGGGACUCGGACCGCUUCUCGCAGGACGACAUUCUGGGACAGGCCGAGGUGAGCCUCGUUGCGCUGGCAAAGCACCCAAACAAGCUGUUCAAGCGGAGCGACACGCUCAAUGGGCUGGACCGGGAAAGCACCAAACAAGGGAUUAUUCAUUGGAGUCUAGGCUUCUUCAGCAAGGCUCCAUCGAUGCGUCAAGAGCCACAGUCGGAAGGAGAGCAGACAUCGAAGCGCAGGCUAUCGGCUCAGGGUUCAAGCACUGGGCACAAUGAAGACGAUGCAGCAUCCGAUGAUCAGGGUGAUACGAACGAUGCUUCCAGCAAAGGCGAAGAAGACCGCCUAUUCCACGACGGUGACGAGCUCCAAUCCGAAUCGAUCGAGUCGCACAGCCCGCUGCGAACCGAGUUCAUCGACAACGAGAAGAAGGUGCAGACACGCAACCAGGCGACAGGUGUCGACUCUCAACCACCCGACCCUUCCCUGCCUUCUGGCAUCCUGUCAAUGCAGAUCCACCACAUUGCUAACCUCGAAGCAUCCGACCGGCACAAGACCACCCGUCCUCGGCGCAAGAACGAACCCGGCCAGGACGUCGAGACCGUCGAAAGCGAGGCCGAUCCGGAACACGCACCCUCCGCCUACUGCCGAAUCAUCCUCAACGACGAGAUCAUCUUCCAAACACGCACCAAGGCGCUCAAUGCCAACCCGUUUUACAAUGCGGGCACGGAGCGGUACAUUCGCGAUUGGCGGCGGACACUCAUCAUGUUUGUCGUGUACGACUUUCGCGCUCGCGAGGCGGACGCCAUUCUGGGAGUGGUGCCGAUCAAGCUGUCGGAGCUCUUCGCGCGCAAUUCGCAGGUGACGCGCUUCUUCCCGAUUGCAGGAGGUGUUGGCCACGGCCGCAUCCGGUUGUCGCUGCUGUUCCGCCCGGUGGAGCUCACGAGCCUUUCCAAGAACCAGCUCGGAUGGAACAUCGGUACUGUGCGACUGCUCUCUUCGCCUGUAGCGACAGACUUUGCUAAGGGCACCAGCGGAGGGGAUUUCAAACUCAUCUCUCUGCGGUGUGCGACGCUGGCUGGGCGCGCCAAGAUUGCCGCCACGCGUGCCCACUCGAUAAAGGACGGGGUGGAGUGGAAGCUGGAAGAUCGAGAGUUCCCCUUCAAAGUGCCCGCCCGCCGUCGCUACUGCGCACCCUACGUGAUCGAAUUUCGUCUGCUCACCCGAACAACGCACAUGUGCAUCCUCUGGCAACAAGAUCUCCCCGACGACGAGGUGCUCGACCUUCGUCUCCCCAUCUGGCGACCCAAAUCGGGCGAAGACUUCCACCGCCUCCGCCAGAACUACCACGACUUCCGCCAGGAGGACCAGGCGGAACGCCUCGGCGUCGAGCGCGUCGGCUACCUGCACGUCAAAAUGCAGUUCAAGUCCGGUCUAGGUAAGGUGCAUACCAAGUUUAAUAACGAGGGUGCACGCACGGUGAUGGACGCAUGGAAGUGUUGUGUUAGUCUGGGGUUGAGGAGUGUGGGAGGGGACUUUGCCGAGAGCCGGGUGAACACGCGGGGGUAUUUGGAGGAUAUGAAUGAUCAAUCCGAAGAAGAGCCUGGAGAGGAGUACGACUCGAGCGACGACGACGUGGAUGCACAGGACUCGUCCCCAUCCGACGGUCGCGAGAACGCCGCCCAGGACGAAAACACGAUGGAGGGAAUGAAGCGCAACCGCUCGCUGAAGGAGAAGGUGGCCGACUGGAAAGCGGAAAAGGCCGAAUUGCAUAGGCAGCACAAGGGUUUGACAGCACACAAGCCGGUACGGACGCUCGAGUGGGUAUGCACCACGGUCAAGAGCGCCAGUGCAGGACUGAAGGACCGGUUCGAUCUGCAGGAUCGACGGUCUCAACACGUCGAGACGGAGCUGUAG
Kalmanozyma brasiliensis GHG001 is the source of this 3798-nucleotide messenger RNA. RefSeq names its product C2 domain protein. Lineage: Eukaryota; Fungi; Basidiomycota; Ustilaginomycetes; Ustilaginales. The transcript has a single exon. Gene Ontology annotation, molecular function: lipid binding. The record is from RefSeq and is a predicted model, not a curated record. Bases 1 to 3798 code for a protein of 1265 amino acids.